Messenger RNA from Ilex paraguariensis (yerba mate), 1056 nucleotides. The record is from the annotation of a GenBank genome assembly. Lineage: Eukaryota; Viridiplantae; Streptophyta; Magnoliopsida; Aquifoliales; Aquifoliaceae.
AGUCCUAAAAUUUGGCAGUUUUCUCUCGGCUUUCUCGGUCACACACAACCCCCACCCCCCAAUAGCUCGCACUCGAUUCGAUUUCGAUAGCUUCCUUCAAAGAAUACGGGAACAAUGGCGACGAUGAUACUUCCACAAACACCAACAUUCCUUCAAUUCAAUUCUCUCUCUUCUUCAUCGUCUCACCGAUUAUCAUUCCCAUUUCAUACACAAUCUCCCCCUCUUCCUUCCAACUCCAUGAUCACCAUUCACACUGAAAAAUCAAGGAAGCAGACUCGAUCAUUUCAGCUUGCCAAAGCUUCUUCCACCGGCGCCGGCUUCUCCGAUAGCAUCGCCAAUAUCCUUGGUGACGUUAGCAUCUUCACUGCCUCCGGUGAGCCUGUCAUGUUCAAGGACCUUUGGGAUCCAAACGAGGGAAUAGCUGUCGUCGCACUUUUGAGGCACUUCGGUUGCCCUUGCUGCUGGGAACUUGCUUCAGCUCUCAGAGAAUCAAAAACGAGGUUCGACUCAGCUGGUGUGAAGCUAAUUGCUGUUGGCGUUGGAACUCCUAACAAAGCCCGCAUCCUUGCAGAGCGGCUACCAUUUCCAUUGGACUGCCUUUAUGCUGAUCCUGACCGCAAAGCAUAUGAUGUUUUGGGCUUGUAUUAUGGUUUUGGCCGAACAUUUUUCAACCCAGCUAGUGCUAAGGUGUUUUCAAGAUUUGAUGCAUUGCAGCAGGCUCUAAAGAAUUAUACCAUUGAAGCCACACCAGAUGAUAGAAGUAGCGUCUUGCAACAGGGAGGCAUGUUUGUGUUUAGAGGAAAACAGUUGUUGUACGCACGGAAGGACGAAGGUACAGGAGAUCAUGCCGCUUUAGAUGAUAUCUUUGAUGUCUGCUGCAAAGUUCCAGUUGCAUGAAGCUUCGCCAAUAAUUUCUGGGAGCAGCAUUCAUAUGGAAGGCCCUUAUUCAUAUUGGAAUCCCCCCUCCCCCCCCCCCCCCCCCCUAAAAAAAAAAGUAGUAAAUUUUGUAUACGGAUCUAAUAUCUGUACAGUUUAAUCGUUGUGAUGUGAUACCAU